AUGCAUGGUUUGGGCGAUACUGCACAAGGUUGGCUGGAUGUGGCCCGGGCCCUUGGACGCAACCAGGCUCUGCAGCAUAUCCGGUUCGUGCUACCGACAGCUCCAGUCCAGCCCGUCACUAUCAAUAUGGGCAUGUCCAUGACAUCUUGGUUCGAUCUCUAUUCACUCACAGAUUUAGACCAAGGUGAAGAUGAAUCGGGUAUGAGAAAAAGCGCUGCAGCCAUCUGGGACUUGGUUGCUCAGGAGACGAAUGGUAGUGCACCUGGUCUCAAUGGGCAUAAGGUGCCGAUGAAUCGUAUCGUGCUGGCUGGAUUCAGUCAAGGCGGCGUUAUGGCUCAGCUGAUGGGCUUAACGGCGCAAGAGCGCCCCGCAGGCAUUGCCGCGUUGUCGACAUGGCUUCCAUUGCACCAAAAAAUGGCUUCAAUGCACAGUAAGCACACAUUUCCUUUCUUCCAGGCACAGGGCACGGUGGAUCCGCUUGUGGACUACAAGUAUGCACGCCGCUCGUUUGAUUAUGUGCAAUCAUCCCUGGGCUUCGGAAAACUGGCUGAGGGGCACGAAUAUCGUAUGCCACACUCGGCGUGUCCUGCCGAAAUUACCGAUUUGGGCAGUUGGCUUGAACGAGUCGUGCCUGUCUGA
Malassezia globosa CBS 7966 is the source of this 639-nucleotide messenger RNA. RefSeq lists its product as uncharacterized. NCBI's taxonomy places the organism in Eukaryota, Fungi, Basidiomycota, Malasseziomycetes, Malasseziales, Malasseziaceae. Gene Ontology annotation, cellular component: cytoplasm. Bases 1 to 639 code for a protein of 212 amino acids. Gene Ontology annotation, biological process: protein depalmitoylation. Gene Ontology annotation, molecular function: palmitoyl-(protein) hydrolase activity; carboxylic ester hydrolase activity. The record is from RefSeq and is a predicted model, not a curated record. The transcript has a single exon.